Messenger RNA from Vanessa atalanta (red admiral), 1127 nucleotides. Its product is annotated as respirasome Complex Assembly Factor 1. The transcript is spliced from 4 exons. The record is from RefSeq and is a predicted model, not a curated record. Lineage: Eukaryota; Metazoa; Arthropoda; Insecta; Lepidoptera; Nymphalidae. Bases 101 to 487 code for a protein of 128 amino acids. Gene Ontology annotation, biological process: mitochondrial respirasome assembly.
GUGACGUGACGUGUAACUUUCAAGAUAUUUAAUUUUAUUUAUUGAUUGCAUUUAUAAAUGAAAUUUUAAAUAAUAAAGAUUGAAAACAUAACUUAAUAAAAUGUCGAGUAAAAACAAAUCAUCGGAUAGUUUGACUAAGAGUAAAGUAACGGAAUGUGUUUGGAAAAAAGCUUUUUCAUCUAGCACUGAAUGGCCCGACAAGGAAGAGUUUCUGGACGUGAUUUACUGGAUGCGGCAAGCCAUAGGUAUAGCUUUGGGCUUGUGUUGGGGGAUACUGCCAUUGAAAGGAUUUGUCGGAUUAUUGCUUUUUGUGAUUGUGAAUGCAGCAGUGAUUUACUUUUAUGUAAAUAAUUUUCAAAGUGUGGAUGAGGAAGAAUUUGGAGGGAUGUGGGAAAUAACGAAAGAGGGUUUUAUGACUUCAUUUGCUGGAUUUUUGGUGACAUGGAUUAUAAUGUACACAGGAUUACAUGGAAGUAAUAUCUUAUGAAAUUAAAUUGUGUCUGGAAGAGCCACAAUAUGUAUAAGACAUCAACCUAUAAACAAGUGUAGUACAAAGGUUUUAAGGUGCAAGUCUUAUAUUUGAAGGUUUUUUUAAAUUCAACCACAUUGCUUGUAUAAGUAAAAAUUUGAUUCUACUAUGAAGUUAUCUAUUUAUUUUUUAUCUGAAACAUAUUCUUUGUUUAACACCCAAUGUAUUUUAACUUUAAUUUAGCCAAAUUUACUAGCCAGAUUUAAGUGCCAAAAUUUCUAUUAUGUUUAUUUAUAAAUAAAUACUAUAGUAAUUAAUUUAUAUCGAUCAAAAGUAAAAAAAAAUCAUCAAGUCUAAGGCGGGUUUGUAGGAUUUACAAAGAAUUUUAAUUGUAAUGUUUAAUUAAUGCAUCCAUAAUGUAUUAAAUUAUACAUAAAGAAUAUAAAUUUAUUUGUUUAAGGUAUUUAAUGAGGCUGUGUUUACACUGCAGCUUUUGUUACUUUAUGGUAUAUAGAAUUAGUAAUAGUUCAAAAUAAACAUUUAUUAUUUAUGAUCCAAAUUACAGAGUAUAAACAUUUAAAUUAAUUUGUAAUUUUUAAUUAGGUUUUUUACUAAGACAAUAAAAUAAUUACCUGUUAAGUUUACCAUUAAUAAAUGC